AUGACACUAUUGCGCCCUCAUUGUGACUCAUACUUUGAUCACUUCAUGGAUCAUUCAGAUAGUUCUCCUCUCUACGGUGGCUCUUCUGGAUCCGUUGUUAGUCGACAUGACUCUUCAAUUCAGUUUGCCUCUGCUGCUGUUGCACUUGCCUCCUCUUCCACUCACAUUGUUCAUAAUAUUGAAGCUAUUAUACAAAAGGUUCUUUCCACUUCUGGUGCACCUUCUACUGCUAUCUCAGUCACCCUAGAUACCUCUUCGUGGUAUUUUGAUUCGGCUUGUUACAACCAUAUGACCUCCGACCCUACACUAUUUUCUUCCACUACAUGUCCUUCUAAUUUACCUAGCACACAUACUGCUGAUGGUUCUCAAAUGCAUGUUCGCCAUGUAGGUUAUAUUUCUACCUCUAAUGUCUCUCUCCCUCACACUUAUCUGAUCCCUAAUCUUACACUUAAUCUUUUCUCUAUUAGUCAACUUUGUGAUCUUGGCCUCACUGUUCUAUUUUCUCCACCUGGUUAUGUUGUGCAAGAUCCGAUGACGGGACAAACCCUUGGGAUAGGUCAUAGACAUGGACGUCUAUACGAGCUCAUCCACCGUCACAUUCUCUCAUCCAGUCCUUCCAAUGUUGAGUUUGCUGCUUUUACUACUAUUAGUUCCCCUCUUACUUUAUGGCAUUCUCAGUUAGGUCAUGUGUCAUUUGGUCGUUUACGCUCUCUAGUUUCAAGUGGUCAAUUAGGUGAUUUUCCAAAUGAUAAAGUAGACUAUCUAUCUUGUCAACUUGCAAAACAACCUGCCUUGCCAUUUACUACCAAUCCCUCUCUUCUAUUUGAUGAGCUUGAUAUAGACACUAUGACUCUGGGCCAUCCUGAAGAUUUUGCUCCGCCUCCUGGUCUUGCUGCUCCACUCCCUGAUCCUGAGCCAGCUUCUACACCUGCUCCUGUUCCACCUCCUAGUCAUGUUAUCAUUCGCUCUCCCAGUGAGCCUCAUAUAUCCCUUGAUUCCAUUACAUCAUCUUCUAUACUAGAGGUACCUCUUCGUCAUUUUACUCGAGUAACACAACCUUCUGUACUCCUUCGUGAUUUCAUUGUUGAUUCCACUGCUUUUUCUUCUCAUGAACCUAUUUCCUAUCAAGAGGCAUGGUCUAACCCUCUUUGGCAGCAAGCUAUAAGUGAUGAACUGCAGGCUUUAGAUAAAACUCAUACCUGGGAUGUAGUUGACCUUCCACCUGGCAAGAGUGUUAUGAGUUGCAAAUGGGUUUACAAGCUCAAAACCCACUCUGAAGGUUCUAUUGAAUGUUACAAAGCUCAUCUUGUUGCUUGGGGGUUUACUCAAGAAUAUGAGAUUGAUUACGAGGAAACAUUUGCUUCUGUUGCUCGUCUUACAUCAGUUCGCAGCCUACUUGCCGUUGUUGCUACUCGUCAUUAG
Molecule: messenger RNA, 1422 nt
Organism: Camellia sinensis
Lineage: Eukaryota; Viridiplantae; Streptophyta; Magnoliopsida; Ericales; Theaceae
Source: RefSeq, a predicted model, not a curated record